AGGAGCUUCAGCAGCCACUGGUGUUCUUUCAAAGAUGGCGGCGGUGGUGAGCAAGAUGGAAGAUAAUUUUCUUGACAAUUUAAACUAAUUUCAAGCGUGUAAAACGAAAUUUAUUACUUACAAGUUGGGACUUUCCGCUGAAGACUUGACCAUGGAAGACGAACAGUGCCUAGCUAUGGGCAACAUUUAAGCUGAGUGCAUUGUGAUUUCCAAUAAUUGAGACAGUGAUUCUAAAAAGCUGUCUACAUUAAUGAAAAGAACAAUGUAGUCAGCUUAACAUAAUCAACAAUUACAUGACCAAAAGAGAGUGUGUUUUAGAGUAACGAGGAAUGUUUCUCCACACGUCUUUAAGUAGUCGAAAACCUCCAUUAAAGGGGAAAGAAAUAAUCAUUUUUUAAUAAUUCAGUUGUAUACAUUUCCUCCUUCUCUGUAUUUUUAGAAUAGCAUUAUUCAUUGUUGAAAUGGAGACUGAUGAAAUUCUGCCGCCCCUCCCACAAGGGCCACCUGAUGCUUUGAGCUUGGACAGCCUUAAUAGUCCCCCACCGUUGCCGCCAAGCACACAGCCUCCACCACCUCCCCUGCAAACGUCCAGUGACGCAGAGGAAAUGGACGUUAGCUCAGGUGGUGAUGGACAGACAGACGCCCCAGCAGGGGACACUGAAACGACUGGCGCAGAACAGCUCCUCGCGAAGGGAUCUGCUUCCUUCACCAGCCGUCUCGCAGACGAGCCAGAUUCGAGCCCCCUGAACCCGAGAACCGCUCGGCACGCGCCGCCCGUCACCAAGUUCUUGCCCGACUUGAAGCUACUGAAAGACGUCAAGAUUAGCGUGAGCUUUACAGAGAGCAGCAGGAGCAAAGACAGGAAGGUAUUGUACACUGGGAAGGGUCAGGAGGUGCAGGCGGACACCCAGCUUAGCAGUGAUGGCGUAAACGGCGAGCUGCAUGAUGCCGAUCUGGGGUUAGCUGAUGGGCAGGGUCAGGGUGAUGCCACUGUAGAUGCAGGGAGGAAGGGUGAGGACGUGGAGGCUGACUUGGAGAAGAAAGUAGAAUUUGCGGUUCUGGAUGAACUCGAGGAUUUCACUGAGAAUUUUAUGGAGACUGGAGACGGAGACCAAGGAGGUUUCCAGUCUGAGGUGAUUGUUCAGCAGGAGCAAGCAGAUGAGGAAACCCUGAAUUAUUCCUAUGAGGAGGAUUUUGAUAAUGAUGUGGAUGCGUUGCUGGAGGAGGGCCUGCCUGUGCCAAAAAAGAAGAUGAGGCUGACUGAGGACAAGUAUGGCGGAGACAGUGACCAUCAGUCGGAUGGAGAGACCAGCGUCCAGCCCAUGAUGACCAAAAUUAAAACUGUGCUAAAGAGUCGAGGUCGUCCACCUACAGAGCCACUGCCUGAUGGAUGGAUCAUGACAUUCCAUAACUCUGGCAUUCCAGUCUACCUUCACAGGGAAACCAGAGUAGUUACCUGGUCAAGACCUUACUUCUUAGGAACAGGGAGCAUUAGGAAACACGAUGCUCCGACCAGCAGCAUUCCCUGCCUGCACUACAAAAAAAUGAAGGAGCAAGAGGAAAGGGAACAAAACGGAGAGGUGACGCCGAACCCCGGGAACUCCCCGGUGAAAACUGGGGAGGGGGUCCCCGACGCGGAGCGGGUGGACGAGCCGGACUCCACGGCCCCGGAGGAGUCGGCCGCCGGCGCCUCAGGGGUCCCGGGGGAAGAGGCAGUUCCUGCUGGAGGGGUCUCGGAGGACAAGGAUCCCCAUACCAUUGACACCGCACAGGGAGCCCUGGGACAGGUCAAGGCAAAGGUGGAGGUGUGCAAAGACGAAUCCAUAGACAUUGAGGAGUUUCGGAGUUACUUGGAAAAGUGUUUUGAUUUUGAGCAAGUCACUGUGAAGAAGUUUCGGACCUGGGCGGAGAGGAGGCAGUUCAACAGAGAGAUGAAGAGGAAGCAGGCUGAGGCAGAAAGGCCCAUCCUGCCGGCUAAUCAGAAGCUCAUCACUUUGUCUGUACAAGACGCCCCUACAAAGAAAGAGUUUGUCAUAAAUCCAAACGGGAAAUCGGAGGUGUGCAUUCUACAUGAGUACAUGCAGCGGGUCCUCAAGGUUCGACCAGUUUAUAAUUUUUUUGAAUGUGAAAACCCAAGUGAGCCCUUUGGAGCCUCAGUCAUUAUAGAUGGAGUAACAUAUGGCACAGGAACUGCAAGCAGUAAGAAACUUGCCAAGAAUAAAGCUGCUCGAGCAACACUGGAAAUCCUUAUUCCUGAUUUUGUGAAACAGACAUCUGACGAAAAGCCCAAAGAUAGCGAUGAAUUGGAGUAUUUUAACCAUAUCAGUAUUGAAGACUCGCGGGUAUAUGAAUUGACCAAUAAAGCAGGAUUGCUGUCACCAUAUCAGAUUCUUCAUGAGUGCCUUAAGAGAAACCAUGGAAUGGGUGACACCAGCAUAAAAUUUGAGGUGAUUCCUGGUAAAAACCAGAAGAGCGAAUAUGUGAUGACUUGUGGGAAACACACUGUACGAGGAUGGUGUAAAAAUAAGCGAGUGGGGAAGCAGCUUGCCUCACAGAAAAUCUUGCAGCUUCUUCAUCCACACGUCAGAAACUGGGGGUCACUUCUCCGCAUGUAUGGGAGGGAGAGCAAUAAGAUGGUGAAAAAGGAAAACUCAGACAAGAGUGUGAUAGAACUUCAGCAGUAUGCCAAAAAGAACAAGCCAAACCUUCAUAUCCUGAACAAACUGCAGGAAGAGAUGAAGAAACUGGCAAAAGAGAGGGAAGAAACCAGGAAGAAGCCAAAAAUGACCAUAAUGGAAUCAGCCCAGCCUGGCAGUGAGCCCUUGUGUACUGUUGAUGUGUAGUAAACUGUAACCAACCAACCAAUCAAAAUGGCACUGACCAAUGGUAUCCAUCAUUACCAUCGGAGCACAUGUCCACACCCACCUGCUUGGAUUAUACAUUAUGCAGAGUGAAAUGGCAAUAGAACUUAAAUUUAAGGAUACCUCUGUUACUGAAGUACUGUUAAAGUGAUUGAAAUAUUUUAUUUUGGCACAUUUUACAUUUAAUGGAAAUUAUAACAGGAUAAGCUUGCUAGUGGAAGUACAGGUAUAGUUUGAACUGCAUUCAUCUCUACUCAUAUUUUACCUAAAGCACUUUUUUCUCUCUCUCAUCUGAUGAACCACAUACAGUUACUGAUUACCUGUAAUUCAAUACAAAUUACUGGUACCUGUACCUCAGUGGGGUUGUAAAGUUUUGAAUUCACAGAAAUAUGCAGUUAUUUGAACUGUGGAGGGAAAGGAAUUGAUUCUUGGCUGGAAUUGUUUACUGUCAUAUGACAAAAGCUCUUUUGCAAAUGUGCUGACCAGUUUGGGAAAACCUACAUUUCUUAACACAGUGGUUACUAGUGGUUUCUUUUAAUGUGAACCUUGACAAGAUUGUAUUUAUAAUUACCAGUGAGUUCCUUUCAGCUGAAAGCCAAUACACCAAAUUGAUUACUUUUACUUAAGAAAAACUGUUUAACAAUUUCAGAAACUGACUCAAGUCUUUUCACUGGGAAUCUACAUUUACUUUUUUUAUCACAAUUGUAGCUCAGUACUGGAUGUAGCUACAGCUGUAGCUGGAUGUAGCUACAGCUGUAGCUGGAUGUAGCUACAGCUGUAGCUGGAUGUAGCUCUGUGUUUGUGGCAGAAAUUGGACAACAACUCUAUAACUGCUUCAUAGGGAAGUGCCUAUGCCCAUUGCAAAGCAGUUUAACUCCAUUUCAGGUUUGGUGAGCUGCAAGCGUCUGUAAACCAGCACAAAGAGCUUAGUAUUUAAAGAAGUCUACGUAGUGUAGAUCAAAAUGCUAUGCAUUCUUUGCAUUUUAAGGAAAUCUACAUAGGGCAGAUCAAAAUGCUACAUGGUAGAAGUCUUUUUUAUUAAUGUUUUUUGUAUGUUUUAGGUGAUGUGUAAUCCGUAGAGCACACCUUAAGGCUGUGGGUAAAGACUGAAUUUGUCUAGUGUAACUUUUAACUGGAUAAAUGUAACACUUAAGCUAGGUAAAGAGCUGUUUCUAACCUAGCAACACAUAGAAAAGCUGCUGAAGUUUCUUUCCCUGAGGACCAGAACCCCAGGUGCAGAGUUUAAAGGUGGAUGUUUAACUACACGUGAAAGCCACGCAGUGUGACUUAAAUGAAAGUCAGCUGCAGUAUUCAUUUGCCCAUUAAACUAACAGUAUGACCCCUAUUAAAGACAAAAGAUUGUUCAUAUUCAAAAGCAGAAUUUUAUGAGCAAGACUAAGCCUCAUUAUGUGGAAAGAGAUCAUUUUAAGUGUGCUACUGUGCAAAUUUCGUUUACAGAAUAUGUAACCGGGGCAAGGGAAGGAGGAAAGGGAAUCCCCUUUAGCAUGCUGAAAAUCCAUACUAACAAUCUUAAAACUUUUAAGGACAGACAUGUGAAUAAUAGCUUUGUAUAUGUUAGAAAAAGAAAGUAUUUUUAUUGCCUUUUGUUUGGAAAUGCAGGAUGAAACAUAUCAAAAGGUCAGUUUUAAUGGCUGGUCUACCAAGCUAACGUCAUGCUUUCCAACUGUCAGCGCUGCGGAGGACACAAGCACAAGGGCUUGAGGUACUGUAGUUUGGCUUGUGUAACAACAAUGUGCACAAGGCUCUGGUUUAUUAUUUGUUAUUUUUAGUUUUUUUUUGCAUUGGAAGUGAACACCUAAUUGAGAUAAAAUGUGCAUGUUGAAAGCUUUCGUAGUUGCUACAAAGUAACUUGAGAUGUUCAGUGUUUGCUUAAUAAAGGUAAGCCUCCAGUGGUAGCUAGGAAUUCAGAUUUAAAUAGUGGGAAAUUGUAACUCUGGAUUAUUUUCUUUUUACACUAAAUCGAAAUGGUAAUGGUAUGUAUUGCCUUAGCAUACUUUUUUCGCUAAAGGGCUUGUGUUGCGAAUGCAAAGGAACAUGCUGGAAAACAGUCCCUUUAACGUUUUGGGAAACACUAAGCUCUUUUACUUGAGUCUGUUAUUUAGUGAGAAUAAGCUACAGUAUUUGCUGUGGAGUGAAAGAUGACGUGUCGGUGAUAUUGAAAUUCUGGUAAAACAUUGCCUUUAGCAUGUGCUGAUUUUAAUUGUCUUAAUGGGUUGUGUGUCUGUAUACAGUAAAUGUCUGUUUGCCAUCUACUUAAUUCAUCGCACUUGUCAAUCAAGGAAAAUGAAGGUACUCUCCUUUACCUCGAACAAAAACUUUCAUUUCAUUUAAUACAAAAUUCCAUUAAGUAGUAAAAUAGCUAAUGAAGCAGUGUGAACCAAAGCUUAAAUAAUACUGUCUUAUGCAUUUUUAUAGACUAGAUUGCUGCAUCAAAUAUACAGGAGGAAAAAAAAAAUGCAAUAACUGCUGGAACAAAAGUCAUUUCAACUACUGUACACUGUCAUUGUGUGAAUUAUUUCAGUGUACGUAUGCUUUUUUUCUUAAUGCUUACUGCAUUAAUAUUUUUUGUUCAAAAGGCAUUUUCACUGUUGCACAUGAGCACAAAGCUGCUGUAAUAAGGAUUAGAAUGAUGCUUUAAGAAUGUGCUUUUCGUAUAACUGCCCAGAAAGAGUACUGACAUUGAGUCUGUCUUGCAGAAGUGUCUUUAGUGUGUGCUGAAAACAUGCUUUUUUUACAUGUUACCGUUUGACUUGUAACAGUGUGGAAUUCUUUGCUAGAGGUAACGCUGCCUAGAAAAUGAAGUAUGUCCUGUAAUGUGACUUACGUGUGUGGACUUUUUCAGUGAAAUUCGUUUAUGCAAAUAAAACUUUUGUCUUACCACAGCA
Lepisosteus oculatus (spotted gar) is the source of this 5767-nucleotide messenger RNA. It is a transcript of the gene dgcr8, whose product is annotated as DGCR8 microprocessor complex subunit. The record is from RefSeq and is a predicted model, not a curated record. Gene Ontology annotation, biological process: primary miRNA processing. Gene Ontology annotation, cellular component: microprocessor complex. Gene Ontology annotation, molecular function: heme binding; identical protein binding; double-stranded RNA binding. Lineage: Eukaryota; Metazoa; Chordata; Actinopteri; Semionotiformes; Lepisosteidae.